AUGUGCGCGGCCAGUCACCAAAAGAGGCGCCUCGGUGAGGUUGUUUUGUCGUCGUUCCAUAGCCCCGCCGACACGGCAACGCAGGGGUCGGGCGACGUGCACGAGCCGAGCCACAGCCAAGUCUGGCCCCUCUGGGACGAGCAGCAGACACCCCCAUUCGCACUGGAAGGGAUGCCGCUGGACUACAAUCUGGAUAUCAUGGAGAUCUACCAAAAGUGA
Sporothrix brasiliensis 5110 is the source of this 219-nucleotide messenger RNA. RefSeq lists its product as uncharacterized. The transcript has 2 exons. The record is from RefSeq and is a predicted model, not a curated record. Lineage: Eukaryota; Fungi; Ascomycota; Sordariomycetes; Ophiostomatales; Ophiostomataceae. The coding region runs from base 1 to 219 and encodes 72 amino acids.